AUGAUGGAUUCUCUCUCGACGCGCUUCCAGCACCUCCUGAUCAUUGACCCCAUCAUACUUCAAACUUCUCAGCCUUCCUGGCCUUAUCUCCCCGUCGAGCUCAUCCAACGCAUUCUCGAAAAAGCUUGGACUUCACCCCUGACCGGAGAGGAGGUGACCAGCAUGCUCACUUCCCUACCCCUCGUCAGCAAGACGUUUCUCGCUAUCUACAAUCGACUCGCUUUUAGAGACGUACAUGUUGCCACCGAAGAUUACUCUGAUCGCUUUCAACCCCUUUUGAGCUCGCGUACCCCAGAAAAGGAGGCCUACUGUGAAGCUCACCCUCUCCUAUCCAUACCGUCGCCGACAACAAUCAACUCUUUAUGUCGCAGUAUCACCUUUCACAUCCCAGGUCUUGGAGGUUAUCCCGGCAAGGAUCCCAUUCAGCUCUAUAGCGAAAACCAUCCCAUGGGACAAGCCCUCUCCGGGACUCUCUACCAGCUCAAGCGCCUCCCUUGGCUCCCCUCUCUCCGACACAUAACCAUCGAGUACACCAAUUGGGGAUACAACGACAUCUUUGAUCAGGACCGCCUCCUUGAUUUACCACUGCGCGUAUCCACUCUCGAGCUUCGCUAUCUCUUCACGGCCAACAUAGGAAAGCGCUCCAUCCGCGGUCUAUCAAAUCGCUAUUUCGGUCGCCAACGCUGGCGCAGUGGACAUUACUCUCUGCCAGGCGUCCGUGAGCUUAUAGUAUCAGGGGAUUGUCUCGACAUCGUCGUCGACGUCGCGCACAUGUGCCCGACUCUGAAAGUGCUUGAGGUGGACGAGCUCAAGGGUAUCUCCGUUCUGGCGCCGCUUCCACCGAGCGUGCACACGCUCGUGCUCCGCAGCGGACGCGGGUUCAUACUGAAUGACGAUAGUCUUCAGGAAAUGCAGCUCGAGCGCGCACUGAAGAACAAGCUAUUCGGCUCAUCUGAACAUCCGCGCAUCAUCCUAGAGUCAGCAAGUGUCGACCCAACGGUGUUCAACUAUACCGUGAAUCUAUGCCAGAACCACGACAUUGAACUCAUUCAUCGCUCUCUAUACGUUUAA
Molecule: messenger RNA, 1071 nt
Organism: Heterobasidion irregulare TC 32-1
Lineage: Eukaryota; Fungi; Basidiomycota; Agaricomycetes; Russulales; Bondarzewiaceae
Exons: 1
Coding region: 1-1071 (356 amino acids)
Source: RefSeq, a predicted model, not a curated record